AUGAUAAAUGACUUAUUUCGAACAGCACGAGAAACUGAUCCGAAGGCAUUUUUACCAAAUUUUAAUCUAUCUCCUCAUGAUGGGAUCCAUUUUAUUGAGCUUAUUGUUUAUAUCACAGAUCCUGGAUAUAACGCUUCCAAUCAAGAAAGUGCCAUGGUAAUGACGGCAUUCGAUAGAGGCAAG
Dentiscutata heterogama is the source of this 183-nucleotide messenger RNA. The record is from the annotation of a GenBank genome assembly. Lineage: Eukaryota; Fungi; Glomeromycota; Glomeromycetes; Diversisporales; Gigasporaceae.